This is a messenger RNA of Botrytis byssoidea, 1464 nucleotides long. RefSeq lists its product as uncharacterized. The record is from RefSeq and is a predicted model, not a curated record. The transcript has a single exon. Bases 1 to 1464 code for a protein of 487 amino acids. NCBI's taxonomy places the organism in Eukaryota, Fungi, Ascomycota, Leotiomycetes, Helotiales, Sclerotiniaceae.
AUGCGUUUUCACUACGCUAUUGUAGCAGGUCUCGCUACUCUUUCGUUCGCGGCUCCGCAGGCUGAAAUUCAAGGUCAAAUUGAUAGUGCUCUUGCUGAAAUCAAUGCAAAUACCAAUGGAAAUGGCAAUGGAAACGGCAACGGAAACCCAAACGGCAAUGCCAACGAGAAUGGAAAUAGCAAUUCAAACAGCAACAGCAACACCAAUGUCAAUGAAAACACAAACGUGAAUAUCAAUGAUAACGAGAAUGGGCAGCACAGUUCCAAACCCGUCAAGCCAACUUCUGAAAAACCACCACAAACUUCUCAUAAACCUCCACCAACCUCUCAGAGACCUUCCACAACGACCAUCAGAAGCACCAUCGAUAUCACUUCUACCAUAACAAUCCGUCCAACCAGCACCGUUCAACCCACAACUCGAUCAAGUUCUUCAUCUGGCUCCUCAGCCGGUACUAUAUCGGGUAUUACAACCAGCCGAACAUCAACUUCUAGCACCAGCAGAAGCACCUCUGAGUCGUCUUCAAGAACUUCUAGCACUUCCAGUACUUCAAGAAGCUCUUCUUCUUCUUCUUCUUCUUCUUCUUCUUCCAUCUCUUCCUCUACCUCUUCCUCUUCCUCCUCUUCCUCGUCAGGCACUGGAACCGGCACUCGAUCUGGUCUCACAACCAGUCGUGAAAGUUCCAAAACCGGUAGUGCUACAGGUGGAAGCUCUGGCGUCGUCACUACGACUUCUCCUCCACCAGUUACCACCGCUACCAACACCGGAAGCGGAACCGGUGGCAACUCCGGCAUCGUUUCUACACCCACAACCCAAAUUGUGCCUCCUCCCCAAACAACCACAAAUGUUGUCCCACCUCUCAUCCCAACCACAAAUGUGGUUCCCCCUCCUCAAACAACCACAAAUGUUGUCCCACCACCUCUCAUCCCAACAACCAAUGUGGUCCCUCCACCUGUUGUAACCAAUACUGGUACUCAACAAGGCAACGUCGUUCCACCACCCAACACCAAUUUCCCCGAAAUCACCAUCCUCCCCGUCCUCACAACAAUCACCACCGUCAACCCACCCAUCACAACCAUUACCUCCAUUCCCAUUGCCCCCAUUUUCCCUAUCGUUCCUCUCACCAUCUCAGCCAACAACAGAGUUCAAACCGUCCAAGGUGUCGAAAUCACCGUCAACAGCCAAGCCACUGUUGUACCUGCCACAGAGGGUCCCGUCAAUAUCGUCUCUACAACCGUUGUCUCGGGACUUACCCUCACGACUACAAUUCCCGCUGGUGUCAUUACCACCUUUACAUCUGCCGGGCAAACAUUCACAACCCUGGCUCCUGGAGGCGGACCUGCUGAAACUAGUGCUGGAGCUAUUCUUGGACAAUUUACCGGUGGUGCUGAGAGAUUUAAGGCACUUGAAGGCGGUGCUGUCAUCGGAAUUGUUGGCUUUGCUGUUGGAGGAUUAUUGUUACUUUAA